AUGCAUGUACUAGAUUUAGAAAAACCGGCUAUAAGAGAGCAAAACAGCAAACUUUUAACUCCAGUUCAAGCUGGAUCAAUUGCUUGGAAUUUAAACUCAUCGAAAAUUUUGGCAUUAUCAAAUAACAGCGAUGAAAAAGGCGUCAGGAUUGAAGAAAAGUGUGAAAAUAAGACAAGGGUUCACUUCCCUGAAGCCGCCGACAGCCUCUGUUCUACAAAGAUGGAUACAAGCGAUUUAACACAGACUCAAAGUGUGGUGGAAAAUGUAGACAUGGAACUGAAGAAAGAAAAUUGUCAUCCUAAGGUAAUUAUAGACUAUCAAAAAGAUCCUUCUAUCGCUUAGUCCCAGCGCGGCCUUAUAAGGUCGCUCCGCUUGCUUAGAAUCUCGUGAGGUCGACUUGUAGCAAGUCUAAGGUAACUAUUCACGUUUCCAUCAAAUGGAGUCAGUAAUGCCCAAUGUCCGCCUCUAUUAAUAAAGGACAUCCCUCGGUGGCAUACAUGGAGCGACCAGUGGCCGCUGUAUUGGCGGGCUGAGUCAAUUCCAGCCCCUUUGUACUUGUAUUUUCUAGGCGAAUGUUGUGUUUAAUUUUUCAGGGAAUGUUCUUUACAUUGUUCGAUACUGGUUAGCUAGUAUACGGUGUAUACUUGAACAGCCGAGCUAAUAUGGACGAAGUAAAUGGCCUCUUUCACCAUCGUCUCGCUCGGAGGGGAGCGGGGGUGGGGAGCUUGACUCUAUCAUUUUACCUGAGUUUUUGUCUCUGAUUUUCAGGACUGUACUUCAGGAAAUGGCAGCAUUUCUACAGUCACCGUCAAAGGACAAAGAAACGCGCCAGUGGUUAUAAAUGUGAAAAAAGGCGAGGCUAAAAACCAGUGCCCACAGCAGUGAGAAUUUACUGGAUAAACAAAUAUAGGGUG
Porites evermanni is the source of this 914-nucleotide messenger RNA. The record is from the annotation of a GenBank genome assembly. NCBI's taxonomy places the organism in Eukaryota, Metazoa, Cnidaria, Anthozoa, Scleractinia, Poritidae.